AUGUCUGACUUACGUCGAAAACUUGUAAUAGUUGGUGAUGGUGCAUGUGGAAAAACAUGCCUUUUGAUUGUAUUUUCAAAGGGUACAUUUCCAGAAAUUUAUGUUCCAACAGUAUUUGAAAAUUAUGUUGCGAUAGUACCAGUAGAUGGAAAAAAUGUUGAAUUAGCAUUAUGGGAUACAGCUGGUCAAGAAGAUUAUGAUCGCUUGAGGCCACUUUCUUAUCCUGAUGCUCAUGUAGUUUUGAUUUGUUUUUCCAUUGAUUCUCAUGAUUCUUUGGAAAAUGUGGAAGAAAAAUGGUAUCCAGAAGUGAAAUCAUUUUGUCCAAAUUUACCAAUUAUUUUGGUUGGAAAUAAAAAAGAUUUACGAAAUGGUGAACAGAAUCAAAAACUUGUAACUUCUGAAGAAGGGAGAAGUGUUGCCGAGAAAAUUGGUGCUAGAUAUUUAGAAUGUUCUGCUAAAUUUAAUGAUGGCGUUAAUGAAGUUUUUGAAUAUGCUACAAGAGCCGCUCUUUCGACUAGUAAGCCCGAAAGUGGUCCGUCUUUUUGUUGUGUAUUGUUGUAA
Funneliformis mosseae is the source of this 561-nucleotide messenger RNA. The record is from the annotation of a GenBank genome assembly. NCBI's taxonomy places the organism in Eukaryota, Fungi, Glomeromycota, Glomeromycetes, Glomerales, Glomeraceae.